CCCUCUUUUAACCUCUAGCAGGCUAGCGAGCUCCCCUUCAAUUUUAGUCCUCCUUGGUCCUUCCAAAAAAUCUCCGGGAGCUUAUGUUGGCAGCAGAGCAGCCAGUUUGGUUCCGUCGCUCCAAUCCCAAUCCGUUCCAUUCAUCUAUACUCUGUAACUGUAAUUGCUGAUAUUUUCAUUGCUCGAUUCAGUAAUGGCGAUAUCUCUCGCAAGCCAAGCACUAUCGUCCUCUGCUCUUUCCUUCAACAACAAAACCCUAAACUCCUGCGCUAAACCCAAUCCUCCCCUCUUCUAUCCGCAAAACAGACCUCUCAAGGGAUGGUGCUCUGCUUUCAUUUCUCCCCUACGGCCGUUACGCAGCAGCAGCAGCAAGAGAAACUACUUCCACAUCCAUGGUUCCGGUUCCUUCCUUGCUCGCUGCGCAGUCCACGAAGCCGCUUCUGCCGAUAUGCUUACAAAUGAGGAAGAUCGUGCUCUACAGAAUGAUGUAAAAGAUACAGAGGACGAUGUGGAGGAAACGAAGGAGGAAUCAGAAUCCAUUCCACAGAACGAAUCUGAUUUGAAGAAUGUUUUUGCAAGUUAUCGGGAAGCUAUCCUUUCUGGCGACCAGGAGACUGCUACUGCAAUUGAGGCUGAGUUAAAUGCCAGUGAAAGCACGAAAAAUGAGCUAGUACUAAAGGUGUCGGCUUUGUCCGUGGAGAUAACUUCUGGCAGGGACAGAUACAUCCGCCUGCAGGCAGAUUUUGAUAAUUUCAGGAAAAGAUCAGAGAACGAGAGACUGAACAUCAGGAGUGAUGCCCAAGGAGCAGUGAUCGAGAGCCUUCUGCCCAUGGUUGACAGUUUUGAGAGAGCCAAACAACAAAUCAAACCAGAAACCGACAAGGAGAAGAAAAUAGAUACAAGUUAUCAAGGCAUAUACAAACAAUUCUUGGAGAUCAUGAAAAGCAUGCAGGUGACUGCUGUACCAACAGUUGGACAUCCUUUUGAUCCUUCGGUACAUGAAGCGAUUGCAAGGGAAGAAUCUCAAGAGUAUGAGGAUGGGAUUGUUUUACAAGAAUUCCGGCCUGGAUUUCUGGUUGGAGAGCGGCUAAUAAGACCAGCUAUGGUUAAAGUUUCUGCAGGGCCAGGGCCUGGGCCUAAAACUGAGGAAGCUCCUGCAACUGUUGAAGACCAUGCUGAGCAGGAAGCUGCCGCAGAAGGAUAAGCUGUGUUAGCGAGCAUACCUCUUUUUUUCUGGAAUUAUUUUACAGAGAGGUUCAACCACGGCCUGUGAUUGCUUGUGGUAUAAAAAACUCCAGUUUCAGCGUACUAUCUUUUUUUUCGUUUUUGUCUAACUAUGGGUAAAAAUGAUUGGUCUUCACUCUUCAGUGUAGUUACGACAACAGGGGCAAGCAGAGGCCACCAAGAGUUAAGAUGAUCGUUUCUUUGACACACUAUGUGGUGGUCGAUGAGCUAUUUGAUUUGAAAUGAUGUUUUCUACAUUGUCCAUUACAACACCCGAAACCCGAACUAUGCCACUUGUGUUCUAUUCUUUUCAAUAUUUCAUUUAUGUCCUGAACUAUUAUUCGAUUAAUGUUGAUCGGCGUUGACUGUUAGUAUUUACAGAACAUCCAGUCAGCGGUGACGUGACGUC
Messenger RNA from Linum tenue, 1633 nucleotides. The record is from the annotation of a GenBank genome assembly. NCBI's taxonomy places the organism in Eukaryota, Viridiplantae, Streptophyta, Magnoliopsida, Malpighiales, Linaceae.